Molecule: messenger RNA, 717 nt
Organism: Mesorhabditis belari
Lineage: Eukaryota; Metazoa; Nematoda; Chromadorea; Rhabditida; Rhabditidae
Source: the annotation of a GenBank genome assembly
AUGAGCCCAUUUUUACGAAUUUUAGCGCUAACCUUUGUCUGUGAUACCCUCUUGUUUGCUCAAGACAAUGAAAAAGGAUUGCUUCGAUCAAAGAGACAAACAUUUUAUUAUCUUUGUGGAAAUCCACCGAAUCAGUACUAUUCAACAACACCCUGUACCCCGAAUCCCCCUCGUUGUCAGAAUGGCGGUCGAUUGAUCGGUGUCGGGUGCAAGUCAUCAAUCGAUUGUACACCAUUUCACUCAGGCACAUCGCAAUGCAUCACCGGUUGUUGCUGUACUAUUCCUCCACCCACUCGACCGCCAGUCAAUCAGAAUUUCGGUAUUUGCUAUCACGGCCAACUGUCUGAAGUCGUCUGCAGCCGUAACAAUCAAUGCGCUUCCGGGCAACUCUGUAUGAAUGGAUUGUGUUGUACAGCUACGGGAAACGCCUUUGAACAUGCAUGCGGAGGAGAAGCAGCUUUAGGGUCAUGCAAUCGAUUUGGAACAUGUUCGAUAGGUGAAACGUGCGUCUCUUCAAACUAUUGUUGUGAGUGUGCUGUCGGUAUUUCGCCAGGUCGAUGCACGAAUUCGGGUGUUUGUCCUCUCGGCUAUCAAUGUAACUCAAAUGGUUUCUGUUGUGGUUCUUGUCCGGGAAAUGUGAUGCCAUUUGGGGCGUGUCUGAAUGGAAAAUGUGGCGGUGGAAGGACAUGUCGACCAGGAAAUAUUUGUUGCUCUUCA